CUUUUGAUAAUGAGGACAAACAGCCGCAGUUUUGCUCAAAAACAUCAGUUCAGUCCUUGCGAUCCACUUGCUAUUUACCUCCUCUCUCCCUCCUCUCCUGUGGGUUGGAACCCACACCUUCGUGCACCGGUGUGACGUCAUCAGAAUUCUGCUCGGUUUGGUAGCCGGACUCGGUUCCGUGUUUGAAAUGUGUUUCCCUACCGCUCCGCACAGAAGUGGCAAAAUAAUGUUUAGCGCUCAUAACAAGCGGAUUCUCAGCGGUUUGUUCAUAAAACAGAAGACCUGCAGGCCUCUGUGAGUUAUAACAUCCUAAUACUGUUUCAGUUGUAAACAUUGUGCUCCAUCCCUGUUUGAACUCAGAAGUUGCUUCUUGAUGCCACAGAUAUGUGAGGAUUUAGCUUGUUUCUUUAGCCGUUCAAUGUAGUUAAAUUAGUCAUUCAAAUAAUUCUAAAAUGCUGCUGCUGCUGCUGCUGUGUGUGUGUGUGUGUGUGUGUGUGUGUGUGUGUGUGUGUGUGUGUGUGUGUGUGUGUGUGUGUUACACAUAUAGGACUGCAUGAGACAGCAUGGUUUCAUCAAAUCCAUGCAUCUUAUUUCUUGGUUGAAGUAAUGGCAAACAAAAAUAACUUCCAUUUCAUAAAUGAUGUGUCAAUAGUGUCUACGAUAAUGUUUUAUCUUAUAUUGGACCUAUCUUUGGUCUGGGAGGUGUAACAUAGGAGAGGAGAGGAGAUACAUGCAUGAAUUUAAAGUUCAUGUUUGGAGACCAACCUUCACAGUUUGGAGGCUCACGCUGGUGAGGAGACACCGUUAGUUCUAGUAACACCUGGGCUCCCAAGGCCUAUUCUGACAGGAUGAAUGUUUUGGGACCCUUAAGGAUUCCAGUUGGAUGACUGGAGGAUUAUUUAGGAGGAUUGGAAUGAACAAACUGAUUUCAGUGGUGAAGGGUUAAAUGAGUGAGUGAAACCACUACCAAGGAUGAACUCUGCUAACUUUAAAAAUCAGCUCCUCUAAAUAAGCAUGAAGGUCAGAGAGGAGCUCUAGGAUGGACAUGGAUAAAGGAACUGUAAUGUAGAGGUAAAGUAGGGUAGGGCCAACGUUAGCAGCUGUCAUACGGUCCAUCUGAAAUGUUUGACUGCAUUAGGCUUGUUAUAUUAUGUGACAGGUUAGAGCACAGUCUCAUGUUAGAGUUUUGUCAUGAAAACAUUGAGAUACCUCACAUACUGAUGGCAUCUAAAAAAAUAUUUUUUUCUCAAAAUAAAGAAUAAUUUUGAUCACAAUUGAAACUUACAAUCCUAGAAAACCCUCAUCUAAUCAUUGUGCACGUCCUGUUCUUACUGAUUGGAUAGAAAUCCCUCCAUCAAACUGUGUGUGUGUGUGUGUGUGUGUGUGUGUGUGUGUGUGUGUGUGUGUGUGUGUGUGUGUGUGUGUGUGUGUGUGUGUGUGUGUGUGUGUGUGUGUGUGUGUGUGUGUGUGUGCGCGCGUGCGUAUCGAACACGGAAAAACAUGGCGGACUGGCAAGAACUAGUAUGGCAGAGGUUCGUAAAUACAGACAUUUGUAUGAUUCAGCUCUCAAAGAUCGUCGUGAUCAACAUGUUGUUAAUAAUUCUUGGAGAGAAGAAGCUCGCACUGUCGGAAAAGACGAGGAUGCUGUUCAAAAAUGCUGGAAAAACAUGAGGGACCGAUAUGUGAAGGCAAGGAAGGAGAACAAAGGGAAAAGCAGUGAUCCUGGUGGAAACAAGAACACUCCACCAAUUCUAAAAGAGCUGAGUUGACUCUCAACUUUCAUUAAACAUAGAGCAACAGAGAUCAACGUGACAUCAGCUGUGGUAAGUAAAGUUAUUUUUCUGUGAAGGUUAAAUAAAUGUAUUUGAUCACAGGAUUCAUAGAAAGACUUUGUAUUUAUUUUUCUUUUAAUGUUGAAUAACAGCUUCAAUAAAAUAAGUAUAUGUUAUUUUUAUUGUAUUUAUUUUGAAGGUUGAGGAUGAUUCACAAUCAGAGGCAGAUCUCCUCCAGUCUGCUUCCCCACCCUCUCCUGUCCCAACGCUGCCACCUUCAUCCAGUUUAUCUGAAUUCAGCACAAAAUGCCCCUGCACCCUCCAAGACACGUUUUCCUACAGUUCUCCAAUGGAAAAGGUCUGCUCCUCUCCAGGAUCCAGUGGUGGUUUAACCAGUGUCUCAGAGAGUCCAGGCCCAGCACCAAAGAGGAGGAAGAAGAUGGUUGAUGUUUUGCUCAAAAGGCUUGACAGGGUUGACCAUGACAAAGGUGUCCAUAAUGACACAAAAGACAUCAGAUUUGGAUAUGUUGUUGCUGACUUACUAGGAAAAAUAUCAUCUGAAAAGAAAAUGUCAGUCCAGUUCAAAAUCUUCCAGCUGCUGUAUGAAGCUAUAGAGUAAAAAACUCAACAGUAGAUUUUUUUAUGGUUUAUUUUUUAUUUUUUUCAUGUGAAUUAACUCAGACUGAGUUACAUGUCAUUUAUGUUUACAAGAACCCAACCUUGAACACAAUAACAAUGGUGUGAUUUCAUGCAUUGAGUUGAGCUCUAUUCCUUGUUGCCCAGAGAACUGAAUUAACUGACUGCAGAACUGAAAGAUGCCCUUUCAUCUGCAGACACACGAUUCAGACCAGACCAGAGGCUUAAUUCAGUGUACCUCUCCUUACCACGCUUUCCUGCCAAGGUACAAGUCUUUGCGGUAACAGGAAGAAUGACUUAAAGUCAUUUCUGUCUGGAAUUGCAGCCCGAGUUGCUCAUGCCUUGCAUAGCUGUCCAGCAUCCAACAGGUUGCUGUCACCGGCAACUACUCUUCUCUAUUCCCCAUACACGUCAUCACCUGCAGAUGUGAAAGAGUCAGAGAACCUGGGUGGGAUGUAGCGGGUGACUGGGGUGUUGGCAGCAUCAGUGCUGCUCAGGUAAUUGUGUAAAGCCACACAGGCCUUCACAACUUUAACAGUUUUGUCAGGGUGGAAGUCGAUUGGUCUUCUCAGGAUCCGCCAUCGGGCUGCCAGAAUGCCAAAGCUGUUCUCUAUCACCCUCCUGGCACUUGAGUGGCGGUAGUUGUAAAUCCACUGUGUGUCAUCAAGGUUUGUUCCUGCAAAUUAAGUUGAGAUUAGGUUAUAUAAUAAUCCCAAUUUAUAAAAUCGUCAUCAUAACACAUCUUAAUAAUAACAUACCUGGAAAAGGCCGCAUCAGGUUUUGGUGGGGAGGGAAGGCCGCAUCAUCUAGGAACACGUGUGGAACAGUAGUGGUGGAACCAGGCAGGUUGGCCGGGAGUGGUAGGUCCAGGGUUCCAUGGAGCAGGCUGCUCCCGAACAUGCACUCCUGAAAAACUCCACCAUCACUCUCUCGCCCAUAUGCCCCUAUGUCCACCCUGCUAAAUCUAUAGUUAGCAUCACACACAGCCAUGAGCACGAGGGAAUGAGUUCCUUUGUAGUUGAAAAAAAUCAUUUCCUGCAUUUGGUAGUGCUUUUAUGAUGUUUUCCAUCCACACAACCCAAACAAUUUGGGAAAUUCCACACACACCAGAAUUCCUGGGAGAUGUCUGCCCACUUGUUUUUGUCAGGUAAUAAAACAAAAUCACUGCACAACGCCGACCAAAGUGCCUCACAGACUUCAGUGACAAUGGGGGAGACUGUUGUGGAUCCUAGCCUGUAGCUUGUGCCACGCUUUGCUGACUGUUUCCUGAUACAAGCACACGAAGCGUGACAGCAAGUCUUUCUUCCAGUUUCACAGGGCUACUGUGGGUCGCUGCGUGGUUAAUAUAUGGUUGAAUACGAUGCAACAAGUCGUCAAAUCUAUUGGCAGACAUGCGGAAGUACUUGAAAUGUGAAAGUUCGUCGAUUCCACGCAUGGGUCUCACAAGGGAACUAUAUUCACCUUCGUCGCGUCUACUUUGGUUUAAUGGACGAGUGGACCAUCUCCUUUGUCGUCUGCUGUGUAGCAAUAGUAAAUAACAUACAAUUUCUUCCUCUUCAAGUAACCUCGCAUGCCUCAACCGUGGUGUAGCCAUGUUGUAAACAACAGUUAUUUCUACUUCUACUAUGGUGUAGUGUUGGAUGCAUGCUGUAGAGCUCCAUGCUGCCCCCUACAGUUUAGGAGAAUAUUGGCUCACCGCUGAGACAAGCCGCAUGAACCAUAAACGCUGCAAUUUGUGAAGCGCGUUCCAUUUGCUAGCCGCAUCACCAAGCGGAAAGUAAAUGCGUCAAGCAUAAACCGAGCUUAAGCUACAGCUGCUACACUCCUGCUUAGACUCUAUUAAAACCUGGAUGGCUGGGAACUUUCUUCAGCUGAAUGAAGAUAAGACUGAGAUCCUCAUCUGUGCCCCAGACAAGCUGGUUCCCAAAGUCAGAGUCUCUCUUGGUCAGCUAGCUUCGCACACAAAACCCUCUGUCAGGAAUCUUGGCGUGACCUUUGACCCAGCUCUCACCCUGGAUUCUCAUGUCAGUUCUCUUGUUCGCUCUUCCUUCUUCCAUCUCAGGAACAUUGCAAAGCUGAGUCCCAUUCUGUCCCGUUCUGAACUUGAGACAGUUAUCCACACCUUCAUCUCCUCACGCUUAGACUACUGCAACUCUCUUUUCACGUGUCUGAGCAGAACCUCCCUGAACCGUCUACAGGUGGUUCAGAAUGCCUGUGCUCGGCUUCUGACCAAGUCCUCCAAACACACCAACAUCAACCCACUUCUCCUCCAGCUUCACUGGCUGUCAGUCAACUUAUGGGUUCAUUUCCAGAUCCUGGUUUGGGUUUUCAUGGCCUUACAUGGACAAGCACCAUCUUACAUUGGUGGUCUUCUCAGUCCCUACACCCCCAGCAGGUCCCUGAGGUCCAGUGACCAAAGCCUACUGGUUGUGCAGCGCACCAGGCUAAAGACCAAAGGUGACAGAUCAUUUGCUCCUGUGGCCCCCAGACUCAAGACUUUUCUCCCUCUGAGCCUGAGAUCAGUGGACUCAGUGGUCUCCUUUAAAAAUAUGCUGAAAUCUCACUUGUUCAUGCUGGCUUUUGCGUGACCUUCGUCACCACGCUCUCCUUAUUCUGCUCUUUCUACCAAUGCCACCUUUCCCAAGAUUCACUGAUUUCCCUCUUUCCUAUAAAUUUUCUCUUUCCUUACAGUUUUAAUCACUAUUUUUUCUCAUUUUUACCAUAUGUUUUAAUAAUUUAUUUAAGUCUUUUUUCAUAUUUUAAAAUGUUUGUUCUUCUGAAGUGCCUCGUGAUUUUUAUCUUUAGAGGCACCAUAUUAAAGGUUGUUUUCUUUCUUCUUUUCUUUUUAGAGACCAUAAGAAGAGCUGUUUCAGUAGAAUGAGCUGAAACUAUAGAAACUA
Messenger RNA from Nothobranchius furzeri (turquoise killifish), 5308 nucleotides. NCBI's taxonomy places the organism in Eukaryota, Metazoa, Chordata, Actinopteri, Cyprinodontiformes, Nothobranchiidae. The record is from RefSeq and is a predicted model, not a curated record.